CUAUACAGUGUAUCACUGUUGUUUAUUUGUUUGCGACAGAAUGAAAUUUUACCAUUUCCUAACGCACUCUCUGAAAUUAGCGAGAGAACAGAAGGCAAAGAUGUGAGCUUUGAUUCAUAUUGUGAAAUAUGUCUAGUUGUUUUGAUUGUCAAUUGCCCUAUCGUACUUUCAAAUGCACAUGUUAUGCAAAUCCGAUAUUGAAUUGAAAUAUUUAAUUAACUCUUUCCCUUUUGAUAGAAAAUGUAUUCAAGGUAAGCAAUGUAUGUAUAUAUAUGUAUGUGAAGAGUAAGCUGCUUCCACUUGAAUGGUAUGAGUAGCUGCUCCACACACACCCACUGCCACAUACUCAUUAAGUGAAACUCGUGCGGUGGUAUCUGAAUGUUUCUAUCUUCAUAUUUUGGCGGUGAUCUUUCGAAACAAACCUUGUUAUUUUGAUCAUGUGAAGGAAUGAAAAUGUUAUAAAACAAUAACCAUAUCACCGAUUGAACGGCUAAACCUGUUGUCAGAUCAACCUGAUUGUUAUUCAAGACUAUUAUCAAUGGAGUUUAUGAAUAUCUUAACAUGAAUUCCAUUGCCAUUUAUAGCCAGCUUCUAUAUCUGGUUUGGUAUUAAAAUGAUAAUUAUAAGAAAUUUAGUUAAGAGUCCAUGAAAAUGAGGCUGAAGAAGAAAAUGUGUUUCAGAAAGUGAUGAAGUGAUGAGACAGCUACAUGACAAAAUUCAUAUACCUGACAGAUUCUUCUUUUGUUAUUCCGCAUCAAAUGAAAUUUUACACAUGAAGUAAGAGUCUCAUAGGGGAGUUGAAGUAAUUCCUCUUUCUGAUGUCGUUUUAUAUAUUCCUCUCAGAACAUGUCUAACUCAACACUUGAAUGCUUAUCUGUAUAGGUAUGCAUGAUUGCUUACCUUCAUACUUUUAAAAUGUGACACCAAGUUUCACAAUCUGAAUAGGGUAUAAUAUUGGUUUCAAAUUUUGGCACAAGGCCAGCAAUUUCAGGGGAGGAGGUAAGUUAAUUACAUCAGCCACAGUGCUCAAUUGGUUCUUAUUUUAUUGACCCCUAAAAGGACGAAAGGCAAAGUUGACCUAGCAGAAUUUGAACUCAGAACAUGAAGACAGACAAAAUGUCACCAAGCAUUUUGCUUGGUGUGUUAAUGAUCCUGCCAGCUCUCCACCUUGAAUAGAGUAUAAUAUUGAUGAAAGAGUAUAUAUGUUUAUAGAUUACUCUCAGUAAUUAUUUCUCAUCCAUACAUUAUUAUUUUUUGUAAGAUUUUAUUUAUAUUGAAAAAAUUUGUAAACAUUUCUUUUUUUCAUUUUUCUUUUCAAACCUUUCUCAAAAUUUGAUAUAAUAAUUACUGUUAUAAUAUAAUACUGUUAUUUUCCAUUGUUCCCUGUCCUGUUUUCUUUCCAAUCACUAACCUAAAAUAAUUCAAUUUAAACAUUAAUCAUAUCCCAAUCUCACUUAUUAUCAAUAUCUACAAAUUUAGAUGGUCCUAUAAAGGAUGUAGGCACUGUCUCUAGUGUCCCAAACAAGUGUAAUAAAAGGAAAAAAAUGUUUCAGUAACUCUUUCAACUAGAUUUUAGAUUUAAUGAAAUAACUUGUAAUUGAAUUUAUUAGUAUUACUUAAAUCUUGAUUAAAGCCUAUAUUUAGUUUUAUUUCUGUUUUGUUUUAAAUAAUCAAAUAUUUCAAGAAAAUUCACCAUGAAUCAUAUGAUACCAUCAAAUAUUCCUAACUUUGACUUGGUUGAUUCUAUUCAUGGUGUAGAACGGUCACAUAGUUGUGAAAUUUGUGGAAAAGGUUUCACUUGUUACGACAACCUUGAGCAACAUAAAGGGACACACCAAAUGGAUAAAUCUUUUAACUGUGACACAUGUGGUAAAGUUUUUAGUCAAGAGUAUCAUCUAAAACAACAUCAAAUGGUACACACGAGAGAAAAGCCUUUGAAAUGUAAUGUUUGUGGGAGUAUCUUUUCUCGUAAUGGAGACUUGACACGUCACAUGCGAACUCACAGAGUUCCAAUAACCACCACUUUCAGCAGUAGUAGUGUUUCUUGUAACCAUCAACAUACUGACAAAUCUUUUAAAUGUCAUAUAUGUGGCUGUAUAUUUUCUCGAAAUGGAAAUCUUACACGCCACAUGCGAACACAUGUUAACACCACAACUCACUCUCGUAUGAGCAAUACUACUGUUUACCAACAUCAUCUCGCUGAGAAGAAUUUUAAAUGCAGUAUCUGUGGCUGUGCUUUUUCUCGUAAAGGAGAUCUAACAAGGCAUUUUAGAAGUCAUGAUGCUGUCAUUAUUCCAAGAAGUAAUGCACCUACAAAUGUAAGCAGUAUGCAAAAAUAUCAAAGUCCUAAAAACCCAUUCAAUUGUAAGGCUUGCUGGAAGGCUUUCACAGAGCACUCUGAUGGUGAAGUACAUGAACGUAUACAUGCGGCACUACUGCCAUUCAAAUGUGGAAUUUGUGGUAAAGCCUUCCAUGAUAAUAGCACACUUGAACGGCACAGAAGAACACAUACAAAUGAAAAAAUGUUCAGCUGUGAUAUUUGUCUGAAGUCUUUUACUCAGAAGUCAUCACUAAAGUUGCACAAACGUACUCAUACUGGGGAGCGCCCCUUUAAAUGCAACAUAUGUGGUUUUGCAUUUUCUCGAAAAGAUCAUCUUGAGAGGCAUCAGAAAACUAAUAAUGGUGACAGAAAACUGAGCUGUGUUCCUCAACACCUGCAGCGAUCACCACGACAACAACAACAACAGGCAAUUCAAUCACCCCAGAAUCAACAAUUCAUUUCCAUUGAUAUUCAUCAGUCUCAGCUGAAUGUAUCCCAGUCACAAACUUCACAGCAACAAUCACAAACUCCACAACUCACAAAUAUAUCACCUCAGCAGCAAGAUCUACAAAAAAACACACAACAUACAAAUAUGUCAUCCCAUCAAAACUCACAACACACAGAUAUGCCACAACAAUCCAUAUCACAACCAUCUGAUAUGCCACAAGCUCCACAACAUGCAGACCUUCCUCAGUCACAACAAGGUUCACAACAUACAGACCUACCACCACCUCAAGGUUCACAAGACUCAGAUCUGACUCCAUCACAACAGCCAAAUUCACAAGUUCCAGACAUGCCAACACCACAACCAGAUUCACAACACACUGAUGUACCACAUUAUAUGAACAUAUGAAAAUAGUUUAGUUGUUAAUUUGAAUUAUCAGGAAUUGUAUUUGUCUAUCAUUUUAAAGAUUCUCACCAGUUCCUUUUGCAUGCAUGACAUGACAUUAAACUGAUAUAGUUCAUUGAAUUUGGGGUAUGUUGGAACAUUAUGGCACUUGUUUUUAACUACAUUAUAUAGAAGACAUUUAUUGCAAAGUGUGAUAAAAAUUUCUUGAGUUAUGAAGACAUUUGAGAUGCUUUGCUUGAGGUGCUAAGUUAUUCUAAAUAAGACAGAAUUAAGCAAAAAAUGUCACAAACAUGUGAAGAGUAAAUGUCAUUAAAAUUUACAUAUCAUUUCUUGCCAUUGGAAGAUGGUAAUUAUGAAAUAAAUUGUUGGGAAAAGUUGAAUAUGAUGAAACUUUGGUAAGAUCUGUUGUAAUAAACGUUAAAUUUCAUCACAACUAUUGUUCAUAUUGCACCUGUUAAAUUUCUGUUGUAUUCACAUUUUCUCUACAGUUUUUAAAUGCUUUUUACUGUGGAAUAAUGGAACUUGUCAUCAUAUAGAAAAUCAUUGUUAAGUUUUGUUCAGCAUAUAUUUUCUCUGUUACAAAUUAGACAUGAUUAAGAUAACAUAAUUUUCUAUAAUUCCAACCCCAUAUAAAUUGCAUGUGUGUGUAUAUCAGUAUGUAUGUAUUACAUAAAUGUUUUGUAUUACAUAUAUAUAAAUUUAAGUCACAGUAUAUAGAUUCAAGUAAUCUGGUUGCACUCAUAAAAAAAGCUCCUUAAUGUAUCAUUCUACAAAACAUAUAGAAUAUAUAGUACAAUACAAGGGAAAACCACAAGGAGUGUAUAAA
Octopus sinensis (East Asian common octopus) is the source of this 3996-nucleotide messenger RNA. Its product is annotated as zinc finger protein OZF-like. Bases 1695 to 3173 code for a protein of 492 amino acids. The transcript has 2 exons. The record is from RefSeq and is a predicted model, not a curated record. NCBI's taxonomy places the organism in Eukaryota, Metazoa, Mollusca, Cephalopoda, Octopoda, Octopodidae.